This is a messenger RNA of Lathyrus oleraceus (garden pea), 564 nucleotides long. RefSeq lists its product as uncharacterized. The record is from RefSeq and is a predicted model, not a curated record. The transcript has a single exon. The coding region runs from base 1 to 564 and encodes 187 amino acids. NCBI's taxonomy places the organism in Eukaryota, Viridiplantae, Streptophyta, Magnoliopsida, Fabales, Fabaceae.
AUGUGUGCAACAUAUUCAUUUGUUUCUCUUGAUUAUGCUGAGAGGUUGGGUUUGAGAUUGUCUUUUAUGGCUGGGAGUAUGAUUAUUGAUACCCAAGCUCUAGGUCUGGUAAUCACUUCUUGGGUUUGUUUAAAUUAUCCACUUACUAUUUCUGAUAAGAAUUUUGGGAUGUAUUUGGUAUGUAUACCUUUAAUAAAUCUUGAUUUUAUCCUUGGAAUGAACUGGUUGGAGUUCAACUGUGUUCAUAUCAAUAGUUUGGACACGACAAUGUCAUUUCCAGAGUUUGAUAUGAGUGAUGAGAUGUUUGUGUUAGCUAAGCAAGUGGACGAGUUUGUGAAGGAUGAUGCUGAAGUGUUUAUGUUACUAGCUUUGACGAAGGCUAAAAGAAAAUUUGCAAUUGAUGAGUUACCAGUGGUGUGUGAUUUUCUUGAAGUAUUUCCAGAUGAUAGAAGUGAUUUUCUGCCGGAGCACAAGGUGGAGUUUGCUAUAGACUUAGUACCUAAUACUAGGAUGGUGUUGAUGGCUUCUUAUAGAAUGUAUGAUUCUGAUUUGAGUGAACUCUAG